Anopheles aquasalis is the source of this 744-nucleotide messenger RNA. RefSeq lists its product as uncharacterized. NCBI's taxonomy places the organism in Eukaryota, Metazoa, Arthropoda, Insecta, Diptera, Culicidae. The record is from RefSeq and is a predicted model, not a curated record.
CGUAGCCAGGCUAACUCAAUCCGUUGACUUCGCUUAUCACUGGUGUUUGAACAGAAAACGGGUCCACAUGCAUCAUACGUCUGUAAAUGCAAAAUCGUACAAAACUAAUCCAAUGCUCGAGCAGUCACGAUACAUGGUUUAUCAAAAUCUGGUAAAUUUAAAAAAUAACCUUACAACCUGUACGACUACUGUCGUGAACCCACUGGCCUUAGUCUUCUUCGGAGACAACAUCCACGUAGAGCUGAAAUCGGACAAAAGGAUGGAGUUCACAAUUGGUGGUCAAUUUGGCUUCAAUUGUGAUCUCGAAACAUACCGAUUGAUCGAAGAUUUGCGCCAGGGGUUCAAUGAUCUGUUGACAAGGAAGCUGACCAUACCGUCUCCCAUCGAUUGGUCUUCGGAGGAUGGAGCAUUGCUAGGUGCUAUCAUAGAGCUGCUCUCAUAUAACUUCGGAGCCAGAGAGCCAACACCAAAAUACUCAAAAAUUCACAAGAAGUGAAGAGCAACUGAUGGAUUCGUCGGAUAACCCGGUUUUUCUUCGUGGAACAUCGGCCAGCUGAUUUUUGUUUCACAUUUCUCAAUAUGCAAUCUUAUCGUUCCAAUCAUUAUCUACUAGGAGAAUUUGCACUCAUUUUUGUUUGAAAACCACUUACAAGUUCGUGUAGUAGUACACACGAAAGCAUGGACGCGCUUUAUAUUCUUUAAUAACUCCUAAACCUGUUCUCUUAUCAAUUUCUAUCUGGAAAU